AAUAAAUAAAAAAACUCACUGACCCUCCCAAAAAAUAGGCUGCCGCAGCAGAUUGAAUUGAACCCAGAUCUGAAACAAACAAGAAUCAAUCACCGCCCCUUCUCCCCGCUGCCAUGGCUUCUCUUCCACUCACCCCAUCAUCCACCGCCGUCCCCGCCAACCUCCGCCGUCAACCCUGUUCCCUUCUUCCUCUCUCCUCAAAUUUGAAACCCACCGCCGGUGGCCGAUUCAGAAGAACAAGACCCAACCUAUCUUCUCAACUAAAUGCCGCUGCCGUCGACAAACAAGAAUCAAUCACCGCCACAACCAAUCCCAAGAUCGAUUAUGGAGUCGUCGGAGUUCACCACGUCGGAAUCCUCUGCGACAACCUCGAAACGUCGCUCGAGUUCUACCAGGGGAUGCUGGGUCUCGAGAUAAACGAGGCAAGGCCUCACGACAAGCUUCCAUACAGAGGAGCUUGGUUGUGGGUGGGCGCCGAGAAGAUCCAUUUGAUGGAGCUCCCGAAUCCGGACCCUUUAACCGGACGCCCUGAACAUGGUGGUCGCGACCGCCAUGCUUGCCUCGCCAUUCGAGAUGUCUCCAAGCUCAAAGAGAUCCUCGACGAAGCGGGACAUCCCUACACACUUAGCCGGUCCGGGAGGCCUGCAAUCUUCACUCGCGAUCCGGAUGCGAAUGCGCUGGAGUUCACUCAAGUCGAUUGACUCCCUGCAGCUUCAGCUCACAAUGGCAUUAAAAUUUUUC
This is a messenger RNA of Linum tenue, 741 nucleotides long. Lineage: Eukaryota; Viridiplantae; Streptophyta; Magnoliopsida; Malpighiales; Linaceae. The record is from the annotation of a GenBank genome assembly.